AUGGAGAUCAAGCCAUGGUGGGUCUUUCCUGAAAACUUGAACUUUCCUUUAGAAUUUUACAUAGAAGAGGAGCAGGAGGAGUUCAUCUUUGGCCGCCUGGACGCCAACCUCCACCGCAUCGAGAUGCACAGCCAAACCUUCAUUCAGCUGAAGAUGGGGUUCACCACUACCAGCCUGACACGCGUCCUUGUUGUCGGACCUUUGGAGGGGAGGCAGUGGCUGUUCCACGUGAUUCGGAGUAUCGGGAGCUGGGACUCCUACAACCAGGCCCGAGGCCAAGAGAUGCUGCAGCGGGUCCGGAGUCAGCCCCUGACCACGCACAACCUGGCCUUCCCCCCACUUCCAGCAGCUCCGAGCUGUCUCUGCCCCACAAGGAGACCAUCUGAGGACAAUGAGAGGAACCACCAGUGUCAGUGCCUGACUGACCAGGAUGACCGCAGACACACAGAACUGGAAACCUUGAUGAUGUAA
This is a messenger RNA of Camelus dromedarius (Arabian camel), 471 nucleotides long. It is a transcript of the gene KHDC1L, whose product is annotated as KH domain containing 1 like. Gene Ontology annotation, molecular function: RNA binding. The record is from RefSeq and is a predicted model, not a curated record. Lineage: Eukaryota; Metazoa; Chordata; Mammalia; Artiodactyla; Camelidae. The coding region runs from base 1 to 471 and encodes 156 amino acids. Gene Ontology annotation, cellular component: cytoplasm. The transcript has 4 exons.